AUGUCUAAUGGAGAAGGAGCGGUUCGCUUCCCUUUAUCUGCUUCAAGCACUCUUGUCAUCCAAAAGGGAGAUAUCACCAAGUGGUUCAUCGACGGCUCCACAGACGCCAUCGUUAAUCCAGCAAAUGAGCGAAUGCUUGGAGGUGGUGGUGCAGAUGGAGCUAUACAUAGGGCUGCUGGCCCAGAUCUUCUACAAGCAUGCUAUAGUGUCCCAGAAGUCAGGCCAGGUGUCCGUUGCCCCACUGGAGAAGCAAGGAUUACCCCAGGUUUUAAGUUGCCUGCUUCUCAUGUAAUUCACACUGUUGGACCAAUCUACCGUUCUGUCAGUAACCCAGAAGUUUAUCUGAGUGCUGCAUACAGGAACAGCUUGAGCAUAGCCAAAUCAAACAACAUUCAAUAUGUUGCAUUUCCUGCCAUUUCUUGUGGCGUGUAUGGAUAUCCUUAUGAUGAAGCAGCCACAGUAGCUUUAUCUACAAUUAGAGAGUCUGUGAAUGACCUAAAGGAGGUGCACUUUGUUCUGUUUGCAGAUGAUAUUUACACUGUUUGGUUGGACAAGGCCAAUGAAUUGCUUAAAGCUUAA
Molecule: messenger RNA, 579 nt
Organism: Prunus armeniaca (apricot)
Lineage: Eukaryota; Viridiplantae; Streptophyta; Magnoliopsida; Rosales; Rosaceae
Source: the annotation of a GenBank genome assembly